CGAAAUUUGGUCCACUGUCGUACAACCGAACUAGAGUAUUGUUUCCUUGAAUUCUUCGGUUUCCAAGUUAAUUUAUAAUAAGAUGGUCGUCGGGGAGAGGGGGGAAAUAGCUUUCUUUUUUUUCUUUAAUUUUCUUUCUUUUUCUUCUUCUUCUUAAAUGUUCUUGUUGCCAUGAACCAUAAAUUUAUUCUAUCGACGUUACUGACAUCAUUUGUAUAUCAAAUCACAGCUAGUCUGGUGGUUGUUGAAUGUACAUUUCCAUGUUCACAAGGCGAGCAAUAUGUAUGUGAAGUAACAGACAAAAAUGUGAGAUGCAAGAAUAAAACAAACAAGACAAAAUGGAUCUUGGAAAAUACGAUAUCAUUACCUCAAUACCAAGGCACAUUAUCAGCCUUGGGACAAUCAUGUACCAUAGCCCCACAACCCAAAUUAAAAGAUGGGUCACAUUCAUCCAUCAAUGCUAGCGAAUCAAUUAUGGAAUGGCCACCUCAAGUGGAGAUGUCAAAUUAUGAUACCUAUUAUAGUAACUGCGAGGAAUCAUUGUACUGCGAUAAGGCGCAUAUAUGUGUGAAACAAUACACGCAUGGACAAGUGUGUGAAUCUGAUAACCAAUGUUUCCAAGGCAGUUGUCAAAACGAUACCUGUGUAGCCAGCACAAUAAAGAAAAACACAGGUGGAUUGGAUACCAUCCAUAUCAUCUUGACGGUGGUGGGUGUCGUCUUAUUUGUUGCACUUUGUGUCGGUGUUUAUAUCCUCAAGAGGAGAAGAAAGUUGCAGGAGCAGAAGCAGCAGCAACAGCAGAAAACGACAGCUAAAGUCAUUGUGCUUAAUUCGAGGUCGAAUUCCACUAAUUCCAUGACAAGUAGUGUCCAUCACACUGUUACUAAUAUACUCCAACCUGAUUACGAAUCGACCUUUUCAGCUCCUCAUUCACCAAGUAGGCAGCAACAGGAAUUACAAGCUCAACUUCAACGGCAAUACGAAGGACAGCUUAAAGUUCCCCCUCCUCCCUAUUCUCCAUAAACAAAUAUACCCUCACAAAAUAAAUUUUUUUGGCACUGGCCUAUUAUUAUUAUUCAAA
This is a messenger RNA of Mucor mucedo, 1081 nucleotides long. RefSeq lists its product as uncharacterized. Bases 172 to 1023 code for a protein of 283 amino acids. NCBI's taxonomy places the organism in Eukaryota, Fungi, Mucoromycota, Mucoromycetes, Mucorales, Mucoraceae. The transcript is spliced from 2 exons. The record is from RefSeq and is a predicted model, not a curated record.